Messenger RNA from Cantharellus anzutake, 911 nucleotides. RefSeq lists its product as uncharacterized. Bases 95 to 742 code for a protein of 215 amino acids. The transcript has 3 exons. NCBI's taxonomy places the organism in Eukaryota, Fungi, Basidiomycota, Agaricomycetes, Cantharellales, Hydnaceae. The record is from RefSeq and is a predicted model, not a curated record.
CCCAGCCUCAUGCCCUGGCAUAUGUGGCCCUGGAGAGCUGCGAUGCACCGAAGCCUCUCGUUAUUCCCCAAGUCGAAUCCCCAACUCAAAUGAAAUGGAGCACCUGAAGUCUCUAGGGAACUGGUGGCUGCGCCAGUUCGCUAAAGAGGAUAAGGAGACUGUUACAAUUCAAGCCCCUCCCCUCAAGCACCAGCUAAUCUCCGACAUCAAAGCUGAAGAUCUCGCCUCCAGUGUCUACAAUAAGUAUAUCUAUUGCGACCUGUUCUUCGAGGUGCUUGAAGACUUCGACAGCUCAUAUGGGUUCAAAGCCAGGGAUAUCUACAUCACUGAUUACACUCGUAAUCCUCUUAAUAAAUAUCAUCCGCUACACGAGGACUUGGCACUUAAAGUAUCUCUAUGGAAAUCAGAUCGAGAGCCCGAAAAGCCCGAAAUCAUCAUUGAAAAAGGAAAGUUGUAUCGUCACCGGAACCUUCGUGUCAAGCACAGUCCUCAAGGCUGUCUCGAAGGGAAAAUCAACCUUGGCUCGGAGUCAGAUAAGAUCUCCCGAAUUCCAUGGGUGUGCGAAAAUGAAAGAUUUGCUGCUUUCAAAGAGUGUGUCGGUCCUUUCAGUCUAGUUGUAAUGACUCACGAUCUGCAAUUUCAGGCGAAGAAAUGCUUACAAGGGAGUGAACAGUACUCCGAACGACCUCACAAGUCACGAGGAGUCUCAUCCCUCAGAACCGAACGGCUCGACGCUUUCUAGUUGCUUCUCAAGAAGUGAUUCACCCUGUCUCGACGACUCGUUCGCCCAAACGGAGCUGAGCCCGAGAUUCGUCAGAGAAACCAAAGAGGCUUCGUUUAAGGAGGCUUUGAGGGGUGGUCUUGGUGCCUUUCGGGUGAAGGCUAGCGUGAUCGACUUGUACCCGCAACAA